UCAGAAAAGACUUCCCGGAUUACUCGACACAAGCUCAUAGACUAGUCCGUCCCAUCACUAGAGCUGUGUCUAGCAUGUUUAACAUCGUGACUAACGACGUUUGUAAAUGAUACACAUUUCACUAGUAAACAAUGCAGGAUACUGCUCGCAAAACAUACCAAAACAACCCAAAGGAGAUAUGUCUCAAGGAGAUGUGUUUUCGAGCUGUCAGGGAACAUUUUGCUGCUCUGGGCAUUGCUGCUGUUCUGGAUCUUCCAACACCUCUCAUAAAGGAUCUUAUUCCUUAUCUGACUGUAUGUCAGCUGGAUGAGGUCCAGCCUUCCCUUAACCAGAGAGGAAUAUCAACUCACUGUGGAUGGAUUGGAGUACUGCAGGAUAUGUGUGGACCCAACCAUGCCAUAGACUUCCACACAGAAGAAGAGGCCAAACAUGAAGUUAUGAGAACGCUCUUUACUCUCGUGUUCUAUGGCCUCACAAACCCCUUUGUAAAAAGAAAUAUCACAAAUUUGAACACCCCAUCCUUCCUGAAGGCUGCAGCUAAAUGCAUUAAACAUUUUUUCCUUACUAGGCCAGUUGAAAGUUUAACUGCGGAGCAGCGCCCUCUUCUGGACCUCUUAGAGAAAGGCAUCAGGAGCGUUGGAGUAUCACAGUACAUAGAUCUAUCAAACAGAAAGACACAAACUGCAUUGUAUGUCCUCCAUCGCCUGCUGGACCAUGGGGUGGCUAAAAAAGUUGUUGUACAUGUGCAGUGUCCCACGAUUCUGGCCUGGAUCCUACAUGGCAGGGGGUCUCAGUAUGUGAACCCUGUGCUGAAGAACCUGAUGCACAGCAAAACAGCAAGCUUUGUGUCACAAGUCACAUCAGCCAGUUCAGACGGGGCCAGUUGCAGUUUACACCUUGAGACCGGGGCUUCAGAAGAUCAGGAGGAUCAAGUCAUUCCCCGCAAACGUUCAAAGUGGGCUUCAAUAUUUGCUGAGGAGGCGGACUCUGGAAAAACAAACUUUAACGUGGAUCCGCAGGUUCUCUGUCAAACCUUUACUCCGUGUGAUGGUUCCCCGGUAAAGGCGUGUCAAUGGGGGCAGAUUGAGUCUUUGGAGAUCAGGCAGUGCAGGUCUGACUCCCUCAGAGUGCUCAACUCCGCCUUGCCCACAUUUUUCUGCCUUCGCUGUUUAACUCUUCACAGCUUUUCGACCCUCAGGGACUCAGACGUGUUGGCUCUAGCCAGAGCCCUGAAGCAGCUCUCAGAGAGCUCCCACAGCUCUCUCACUGCUCUGAGCAUCAGCGUCCUGCCGCACAGCAGUCUGGUGGAGAUCCUGCUAGACUCCAGUCCCAAUGUGACUUCCCUGCAUGUGGAGAUCCAGACUGUGAUGUGGGGACCACGCUUCAUACCACAUUAUCCCAGGACUGCUGAGUCAGACAUGUCAGCCGAGCUGCCCCUGGAGAAGCUGGUCCUCAAAGUAACGGAGCUCCAAACAGAUCUGAACUUCGUCACAUCUCUGCUGAGGCGUUCUCCACGUCUUGACUCACUUCAUGUAGCCGGGAUGAGAUUACCCACCGGAUCCUCCGAAGGCCAACUUCUCACCAUUCUCUCAGAGUCAAAUCACUUCUUGAGGAGUCUCAACUUGGAGGACAUGAAGCUGUGUGAUUCUCUCCCCAAGAUCCUAAAUCUACUGAGAGACUGCAAGUUGGAAGAGCUGCGAUUGAAUGACUGCCGCCUUCUUGAGAAGUCGAACGACAAGGAGGAGGUUUUGCAGCAGCUGGUGGCUGCUCUGAAGUCGGUGUCUUCUCUCCACACACUCAGCCUGGCUCAGAAUCGGCUAGCAAAGAAUGUGUGUGUUCUGGCAGAACUGUUCUCAGGAUCCUCACCAAGCUCAGUGAGACACCUCGACAUCAGCUCUAACUUCAUUAAGCCUGCUGAGCUGUUGGAGUUUGCUGAGAGAUUGAAGAGACAUCAUCCACCCCACCGAUUGACCCUUGACCUGAGGAAGAACCCGGGGGAUCGAGACCCCGACACGUGGAACGAUGCGCUGAGGAUGCUCGAUCCGUUCUGUGUUCUCCUGGUUGAAGGAUGGAAUUCCACUAACACAAUGGCAGACCACAUCAGCAAUAUGUAAACGAAGCUAGAGGACCAGCUACGGGUGUCACACAGAGUUGGAAUGAAAUGAGCCUGUGAAAACAUUAUGUACAUCUUGUAAUUUUCUCUCUUUUACAGUUGACAGUGGUCGGUUUGAAAUUCAGUUCAGAUAGUUGCAGAUUCCAGUGACACGUUUUCUCACAAGUUUUGUGGGUUUUCUGGAAGUUGUCAAACCACAGCUGCAGCAUUAGUCAUUUUUCCACUGUCCAUUGGAUGCAGUAUUGUUCUAAACAGUCAAAAUUUCACCACGUGUACAAGUUCCUACAGACAUUUUGUUUUUAUAUCAUAAUUACAAUUAUGAUACAACAUCUUAUUUUGCUUUGAUUAGUUGUGUGACAUUUCAUUAGUUCAACUUAUGUUGCAUUUAUUAAAUGUAACAUUUGAUUUGUUCUAAGGCAGUGAUUCCCAACCGGGGGGGCCCGACCCCGCAGGGGGGCGCCAAUGAUCCAUGGGGGGUCGCGACGCCCUCUUGUUUUUAAGGGGUGUAAUAAAUCGAAUGUGUUAAAUACAGAUGAGUCAGCAUUUAAUUCAUGAUUGGGACAAAAACAACUACCGUAGAUAAGGGCUACAUUUAACUUUUUUUUUUUUUUUUAAAUAGAAAAAUCACUAUAGAAAAGUUUAAAAAUAAAAGCUAUAUUGCGAGAAUAAGGACAUGUGUAACAUCCCUCCUGCAGUAUACACAGGUAACCUCACCAAGCGGUAACCUCACCUAGCGGCAACCUCACCUAGUGGUAACCUCACCUAGUGGCAACCUCACCUAGUGGCAACCUCACCUAGUGGCAACCUCACCUAACAACAGAAACACAGAGCUAAUGGAAAAAUGGCGAAGCAUCGGAGACGAAAAUGCUGAAUAUCUCAAAAAGAAAAAGAGAGGGCACCAUGAAAGUUACAUUGAGGUCGGCUUCAUAGAAGCAACGGACAAUGGGGGGGUCGCCAAAGUUUACAAUGGUAAAAAUGUGGGUCCCUCAAGAAAAAAUUUGGGAACCACUGUUCUAAGGUAUCAUAACAAUUGCACACCUGGAAAAUAAAGGCGCAUCCUCUUAGGUUGACAUUUGAAUCAUUUAUUAAACCAACGUCUGUUAC
This is a messenger RNA of Centropristis striata (black sea bass), 3217 nucleotides long. It is a transcript of the gene lrrc41, whose product is annotated as leucine rich repeat containing 41. NCBI's taxonomy places the organism in Eukaryota, Metazoa, Chordata, Actinopteri, Perciformes, Serranidae. Bases 132 to 2114 code for a protein of 660 amino acids. The record is from RefSeq and is a predicted model, not a curated record. The transcript is spliced from 10 exons.